Molecule: messenger RNA, 783 nt
Organism: Hyalella azteca
Lineage: Eukaryota; Metazoa; Arthropoda; Malacostraca; Amphipoda; Hyalellidae
Exons: 2
Source: RefSeq, a predicted model, not a curated record
CUAUAUAUCAUUGUCCCUUUCGUGUCUGGCGCAUGGCAGGAGGCGCGUCCUGACAGCCCGGCUUCUACCGCUACGCCGCCCCACAACCAUCCGCAGGGUCCGGAGACAUCUUUGAGAAAACAGGAUGCCGACAAAUGCAGGCCGCCGCUGGAUUUCAAAUCCGCAAUUCAUCCCGGCACCUUGGUCGCCUCGAUGGAAGUGACGCAUCAGUCCAGCGACGGGGCAGUGCACGUGUCCAUCCCACCUGAAUGUAGCAGCAGUAAUGACGGGCAACCCUCGGCACAGCAAGACGGCAACUCGAGCGCUGAUGUACCUUUCGUAUCAUUACACCUCCAAACCCAAUUGGAUGUAAGGUGUUCUUCAUGACGCAUUAAAACAGGAAAUUUUAUCUUCAUGAAACAUUAAAACAGGAAAUUUAUUUGGGAAAACCACCCUCUAAUCGGUAUUUUCCUCAGCUUGUUAAUGUUACGAAUGGAGGGUUUUCUAGUGUAAAAAAAACGCUGUCAUACGUUUAUACAACGUUUGUAAAGUGAAUAAUUUCAUUUAAACCCAUUUUUGUCCGAAGGGGAUUGUUGAUUAAAAAUGCUAGUCAUUAUUUGUUAACGGUAUCAUGUCGAUUCGUUCUCGUCGUCUUAAUGUAGUAUAACUUGGAACGUGCAAUAAUUAUUUUUAAUUAUUAUACUAGUGGUUUUUCAACAAUUUAUAUUUCUCUAUAAAUAUCCACCAACUUCAGCUAUCUCUACUUAACCAACUAAUAAUUAAUUGAUCCUUUAUCUAAAUUAA